This is a messenger RNA of Necator americanus (New World hookworm), 507 nucleotides long. RefSeq lists its product as uncharacterized. NCBI's taxonomy places the organism in Eukaryota, Metazoa, Nematoda, Chromadorea, Rhabditida, Ancylostomatidae. The record is from RefSeq and is a predicted model, not a curated record. The transcript has a single exon. Bases 1 to 507 code for a protein of 168 amino acids.
AUGACAGUUCUGAUAGACGAAGAAUGGAAAACGAAGUUCCGUCAACGAGUAUCUGUUCAUAUGGAGUGUGGAUCAGGAAAAAGCUGCUCGAUGCAGACAUUCUUCACAAAGUGUAUCAAGAACACUAAAAAGGAAACGCAUCCAGUUCUAACACCGCUGAUGAGAUUUGCCUUUGCAUCUGCCGCAAUAAGAUUCAAGUAUAAUUCUGCAUACAUCACUCGCAACACUGGCGAUCCUGACCAGGAAAAGCGUUUGAGAGGGAAAUUUUGCCGUCAGCUGCAGCAAGAUUCUGAAAGCGAAUGGACGUUGGGAGCGAAGAGUUUUGAAAAAUCGUUUGAGGACAAGAACUCGCAGAGAGCCUAUGCUUCAUUAAGACAGUAUAGCCAAAAGGUGAGAAGGUGUUCACCAGUUCUUAAUAAUGAAGUGGCUGUUGGUGAAAGGAACACUACCAAUUUGGAGGGAUCACUUCAAGACGUUAAUGAACCGGCGAGCGCCGUCAACUACUGA